Molecule: messenger RNA, 903 nt
Organism: Prorocentrum cordatum
Lineage: Eukaryota; Dinophyceae; Prorocentrales; Prorocentraceae
Source: the annotation of a GenBank genome assembly
ACGGUACGCCGCGAUAAGGCGGUACACUUUGCGAAGCUUGCAGGGCAGGUGGGGCGCUACGACGAGAUGGCGGCUCACAUGGAGGCAGUGGGGAAGUCGGCUGACGAGCUCUUGGCUGAGGACCGCAAUCUCCUGUCCGCUGCCUACAAGAGCGCCCGUGGCGUCGCUCUGCAUGGCAUGUCAUCGCCAGCGUGGAGCAAAAGGAGAUCAGCAAGAAUGGCGAGGAGAAUCUACAGCAUUCGCCAAGGAGUAUUCCCAAACAUGGAGUUCGAAAUCGGCGACAUUUCUAGGAAGAUCCUUGCUGUCAUGCACAGCCGUCUCGUCGAGAAGGCAACGACGGGCGAAUCGAAGGUCUUGUACCAAACGAUGGACAACUAUCGCUACAUUGCCGAAUACACCACUUGCGAUGACAAGACGAAGGACUUGACAGUGACGCACUCGUUUCGCCUCGGCCUUGCUCUAAACUUCACCGUGUUCCAGUUUGAGGUGUUGGAGAAACCAGAUGAGGCCUGGAAGAUGGCGGUCACCGCUUUCAGGGGUGCAAUCGCCGAGCUCGACAACGUCGCAGAAGACUUGUACAAGGACUCCACCCUCGCCAUACAGCUGUUUCGCGACAAGUUGAAGCUCUGGACCUCGGACCAAGGGCGAGCCCUGAGAAGGACACAGAAGCGACGCGCAGACGAGCUCAAGCUCGCUGGCAAGGCCUGCCCGAGAAGAGCAGAGCGCCUUCGUCUGGCGGCGAGGGCGGGUCUGUUUCGCCCCGCGCUGUGGAUCUCCACCGCGAUCUCGGCUGGGAAUCUCGGCUGGAGAUUUUGGCUGGGAAUGUCGGCUGGGAUCGCCGCGGCGAUCUCGGCUGGGGAUCUCGGCCGGGGACCUCGGCUGAGGACCUCGGUUGGGGAUCUC